AUGCCAGGGGAUCAGUUACAAGUGUUGAAUGCACUUGAUGUAGCCAAGACGCAAUGGUACCAUUUCACGGCAAUUGUAAUAGCCGGAAUGGGAUUCUUCACAGACGCUUACGAUCUCUUCUGUAUCUCUCUCGUUACAAAGCUCCUCGGUCGCAUUUACUACCACAUUCCAGGUUCCAAGGAGCCUGGGACUCUCCCUCCGAAUGUAGCAGCCGCCGUCAACGGCGUUGCCUUCUGUGGAACCCUCACCGGUCAGCUCUUUUUCGGGUGGCUUGGUGAUAAGCUUGGGAGGAAGAAAGUUUACGGUAUGACGUUGAUGGUCAUGGUCAUUUGCUCCGUAGCCUCUGGUCUAUCUUUCGGACACAAGCCAAAAUCCGUGUUGGCCACGCUAUGUUUCUUUAGGUUUUGGCUUGGAGUUGGGAUUGGUGGUGACUAUCCUUUGUCCGCAACGAUCAUGUCUGAAUACGCUAACAAGAAGACUCGCGGUGCAUUUAUCGCUGCGGUUUUUGCUAUGCAAGGAUUUGGGAUUAUGGCUGGUGGCAUUUUCGCUAUAAUUAUUUCAGCCGUUUUCGAAGCAAAGUUCCCUGCUCCCACCUAUGCGGAAGAUGCCUUGGGAUCCACGGUACCACAAGCAGAUUUUGUAUGGCGUAUAAUCGUAAUGUUUGGUGCUCUCCCUGCGGCAAUGACGUAUUACUCUAGGUCAAAGAUGCCCGAAACAGCAAGAUACACAGCUUUGGUUGCUAAAGACGCAAAGCGAGCAGCUUCAGAUAUGGCUAGGGUUCUGCAAGUGGAGAUAGAGUCGGAGCAGCAGAUAGUGGAAGAGAUAACAAAUGGUAAGUCCAAAGACUUCUCCUUGUUCUCCAAGGAAUUUAUGAAACGCCAUGGACUUCAUUUGCUCGGGACUAUGUCUACAUGGUUCCUUCUAGACAUCGCUUUCUACAGUCAAAACCUUUUCCAGAAAGAUAUUUUCAGUGCCAUUGGGUGGAUACCUCCGGCUAAAACCAUGAAUGCGAUUCAAGAAGUUUUCAAGAUCGCACGAGCGCAAACACUCAUUGCCUUGUGUAGCACGGUUCCUGGUUACUGGUUCACAGUUGCUUUCAUCGAUGUUAUUGGAAGAUUCGCUAUUCAGCUCAUGGGAUUUUCUUUCAUGACGGUGUUCAUGUUUGCUCUAGCUAUUCCUUACAACCACUGGACUCGCAAGGAGAACCGAAUCGGAUUUGUUGUCAUGUACUCGUUAACAUUCUUUUUUGCCAACUUUGGACCUAAUGUAACAACCUUUGUUGUACCGGCUGAAAUCUUCCCAGCUCGGUUUAGAUCCACCUGCCAUGGUAUCUCUGCAGCAUCAGGAAAACUGGGUGCAAUCGUUGGUGCUUUCGGGUUCUUGUACUUGGCUCAAAGUCCAGACAAGAACAAGACAAGUGCAGGAUACCCUCCAGGGAUUGGGGUUAGGAACUCGCUUAUCAUGUUAGGUGUGGUUAACUUUUUGGGUGUUCUAUUUACUUUCUUGGUGCCUGAAGCUAAAGGAAAGUCGCUUGAAGACAUAUCCGGUGAGAAUGGAGAGAACGAGAACACCAACAACGGGAACCGAACAGUCCCAAUUGUUUAG
Molecule: messenger RNA, 1605 nt
Organism: Raphanus sativus (radish)
Lineage: Eukaryota; Viridiplantae; Streptophyta; Magnoliopsida; Brassicales; Brassicaceae
Product: inorganic phosphate transporter 1-4-like
Exons: 1
Coding region: 1-1605 (534 amino acids)
Biological process (GO): phosphate ion transport; transmembrane transport
Cellular component (GO): membrane
Molecular function (GO): phosphate transmembrane transporter activity
Source: RefSeq, a predicted model, not a curated record